Molecule: messenger RNA, 1055 nt
Organism: Helianthus annuus (common sunflower)
Lineage: Eukaryota; Viridiplantae; Streptophyta; Magnoliopsida; Asterales; Asteraceae
Product: mitochondrial amidoxime reducing component 2
Exons: 8
Coding region: 62-970 (302 amino acids)
Molecular function (GO): molybdenum ion binding; pyridoxal phosphate binding; catalytic activity
Source: RefSeq, a predicted model, not a curated record
UUUGUUCAAGAGGACACUGAACACUUUGACAAACAAAAACCAUUGUCUUGUCAACAAAGUGAUGUCAGAACCAGCAGCAGCCAAAGUGAAAUCAGUCUUCAUAUAUCCAAUAAAAUCCUGCAGGGGCAUCUCUCUCUCAGAAGCACCCCUCUCUUCCACUGGGUUUAGAUGGGAUAGACAAUGGGUUGUUGUGAAUUCUAAAGGUAGAGCUUGUACACAAAGAGUGGAUCCAAAGUUGGCUUUAGUUGAAGUAGAGUUGCCUCAGGAUGCAUUUGCUGUUGGUUGGAAGCCAAACAAGGGGUCUUACUUAGUAAUAAGAGCACCGGGGAUGGAUGAGCUGAAGGUUUCAUUGUGUAGACCAUCUCAAAUAUGUGAGGGUGUCUCAGUUUGGGAAUGGUCAGGAUCGGCUUUGGAUGAGGGAGAUGAAGCGUCUAAAUGGUUCACUAAUUAUCUUGGCAAGCCAAGUCGGUUAGUGCGUUUUAAUGAAGAGUCGGAGACGAGACGUGUGGACCCAAAUUAUACAUCUGGAUUCAGAGUUAUGUUUUCUGAUGGAUAUCCGUUCCUUGUAGUGUCCCAGGAGUCUCUAGAUUCAUUGAAUGAACGUCUUCAGGAACCUGUACCAAUAAACCGGUUCAGACCAAACAUUCUGGUUGAUGGUUGCGAACCGUUUUCUGAGGACCUAUGGAAGGAAAUUAAAAUUGAAAAUUUAACAUUCCAUGGCGUCAAACUUUGCUCCCGCUGUAAGAUACCGACAAUUAAUCAAGAAAAUGCAGUUGCAGCUUCCGAGCCGACUGAAACUCUUGUGAAGUUCCGGUCAGGGAAAGUCUUGCGUCCCGGUCAAAAAGGGCAAGGGAUGGUGUUCUUUGGACAUAAUAUGGUAUGCCAUGAUUUGCAUGGAAAGAUGAUUAAAGUGGGAGAUCCUGUGUUUGUUAUCAAGAAUUUCUCAUCAUAUGAUGAGACAUCAAUUUAAAACUGUUAUCCGCAAAUAGUUUCAAGUGUUUGUAAUCUUCAAAACUUUGCAAGUACUUGGUGGACGCUAAUCACUGGCGGACUCA